Messenger RNA from Coregonus sp. 'balchen', 5783 nucleotides. NCBI's taxonomy places the organism in Eukaryota, Metazoa, Chordata, Actinopteri, Salmoniformes, Salmonidae. The record is from the annotation of a GenBank genome assembly.
UUUGGAGCUGCCAUGGGUCUCGCGCCUGGAUUUACAAUCUUAAUCAUUCUGCCGGCCUUUCUUCACACGAGCGGCCUGUAUAUCGCCAGUAGCGUAGGUAGGUAAAUGUGGGACUUAUGUUUACAAUAUUUGCUGUUUCCAUACGCUUGGGGUCAAUUGGGUAGACGCAACCUUCUGUGCGCACUGUGCGCCCAACAGCAUAGCCUAGGCUAUAGUCUAUAGUUAUAUACAUACCCUAAAGCGUCCCUUUUCAACUUUGGCUUACUAGAUGGAUGUUGGUUCCCGAUACAUUUCCCCGAGAAUCGUCUUUCUCUGUGCUGUGUCAUAAGGGCAGGCAGUGUUGUGAAGUGUGCGUUUCUCUCUCCUCUCCUCAUCCCGGUGCUGACGCGGGCGCGCGGUUCAGCUUUUCGGACAGUCAGGGCAGGAGAAUUCACUUUGGCUUUGUGAAGGAUACAAGGUUUUUGCCAUGGAGUAACCUUAUCUGAUAAGGUGGAGAUCGCUGCUAUCGAUUUGGUCACAGGACAGAAGGGUCGGAUGUUAUUGAUUAGAAAUUAACAUAAUUCCCGUUAUAUUAGAGAAUAAUAAUAAUAAACAAUGCAGAAUAAUAUCAUUGCACAGUGCACACUUAGUAUCUGAUAUCACACAUGUUUUGCAAAAAACUUUUUUAUUUAGUGUCCAUGGGGAAAACAUAGCUUAUUGAAACAGGUUGAGCUGUUGUUGUAGGAUCAGACUGAUGAGAUCUUGAAGGAAUCAGGUGCCUGGUACCUCACCCUCAUCCAGGGCGGUUUCUAGCUUUUUGAGGGCCCUAAACCAGAUUUGGUGGAAUAGGGCAGAUAUUUUUUGUUUGUUUGUUUUAAAACACAUUUAAUGCGAUUCUACUCAUUUUGCCAUGGGGCAGAGAGAACUUUGCAGUUUUAAAGCUAAUAUUAUGCAGUUCUACACAUUUUGCCAUGGGAUGGAGAGAACAUUUAGCAGUUUUAAAGCAAAUUUCCUGUAAUUCUACACAUGUUGCCAUGGCUUAUGCCAUCUUCAUAUGAUAUCUGAGUGAGAGUGACUAACAAAAUCAAUGGGGCCCAUUGAGCAUGGCAGUUAACCCCCAACAACAACUGCUCUCCAGGCGCCGAUGACGUGGACGUCGGUUAAGGCAGCCCCACGUGCCUCUCUGAUUCAGAGGGGUUGGGUUAAAUGCGGAAGACACAUUUCAGUUGUAUGCAUUCCCCUUCCCCAUAGAGGUCAGGGCCUCUGGGCACGUGCCUUGAUCAGCCAUGAUUGCAACAAGGUUUAGAUAGCUGGCUAGACUACCUUACCAGCAAUCUAUAAAAUGUUAGCUGACAUGGGCUAAUUGAGUGACUGUCAGAGACUGACAUAACAACAGGAAAACUGCUGAUGCACAACCACAUUUCGAAAUUGCACCUUGUGUAUUCUACUAUUCUAACUCGCAACAGUAAGUUGAGUCCCUGACUGACUUCCUGAAAAAAGUGGGGCCCCUAGCGGCCACUUAUGUCACUUAUGCCUAGAAAUGACACUGCCCUCACCUGCUUAUUCCCACCACUGUUAGAUAACAAUAUCCAUUAUAGACACUCAUUAUGCCUAUAGUGAUUGAAACACCAUAUUUAUUAUCUGUGUAAAGAUAUCCAUUUAGAUAUUAAUAAUAAUAUUGAGUGAUAUUGAGAAGGACAGCAGAGGGUUAGUGCCACACUGAUAUGAUCUAGUGUUGUGGCUGUGAGUUGUGAUAUGUGGGCGAGGUGCAGCUUUCUGUCACUAGUGGUCCCGGAGGGUGCAUCUAUCUAUCUAUCUCACAUCUAAAAGCCGCCACAGAGGGAGGUGUCACUGUCAGUGUCACAGUUAUAGGGUGAUGCGUCGCCAAGAAAACAGCCUAUAAUGCAUAGAGACCUGGUUAUGGGGAAGUAGUAAUGACGCAAUAGGCUAAAAUAACUUAUAUCAAUUAGGCCACAUUAUUACUUAGAAAUAUGUUGCAUGUCUCCCCAAAGCUUGAGAGGACAACAUGCAUUUUGCACAACUUGGUGCGUGGAUCAGAACAGAUGAUGAUGAUCAUGAUAUUGAUGACGAUAAAUUAUGUUAUGCAAUAAGGCCUAUAUCUUACAAGUAGAUACCUAAAACAAUUAUAAUGAAUUAGUUUCCCUUGGUUUUUACUCUGUAGGCUAAUCUACUUGUGUUGUUGUCUCCUUGUGUCUCCACGAGGCGUUGUUAUUAAGCCAACCAUGCAAGUGUUUCUUUACUCAACUGCAUGCUAUGGAAGUCAGCUCCAUGGGAACCGUGGCAGGCGGUGAGAAAACAUUAUUCAGCGUGUGAGAGUCACAAUUAGCACCUUGAUCUUCUGCUGCCGUCUCUCUGUUGUCUCUGUGCUGCUGUGUGUGAGGAGAGGACAGCGAGGGAGAGAGACGCACCCAACGCACUGCCACUGCAGAGGUUGCCGUUUCAAUGCUCGCAGCCCGGCAAGACGUGGGGUCACAUCUGGGUUCAGGGGUGUGUGUGUGUGUGUGUUGGAUAGGCUUAUUUGAUUGAAAUCCGUGCAUAUAUUCUCAGUGAUGCAAUUAAGAUGACCUUCUCUCUUUCCUCCUCUCUCUCUCUCUCUCUCUCUCACCCGCUCUCUCUCUCUCUCUCUCACCCGCUCUCUCUCUCUCUCUCUCCCCCGCGCUCUCUCUCUCUCUCGCUCUCUCUCUCGCUGUCAUUCUCUAAUAUACCUCCCCCUUUCCCUCUCUCUCUUCUCUAAUUCUCUCAUUCCUCCCCUUCCUAUCCUCUUCUCUCCUUCACUCUCCCUCUGCAUUCCUCUCUCACCUCUCCUCUCACCUCCUAUUUUUCCCACUCAUCUCGCUCCUCCCGUCCUCUCUUCUCCUCUCCCUCUCCCUCACCCCCAUCCACCCCCCCAUCUCCCCCACCACCCUCCUCUACUUCACCCCCACCUGUCCCUCUCCCCCUACCACCCUCCUCUCUCUCACCUCCCAUCCACAUGUCACCCCCCCCCCCCCCCCCCCCCCCCAGACUCCCUGCAGCAUGUCCUGGGGGAGUAUGGACUGGUGAGGCCCGUGAGCGUGGACGCAGACGGCCGGUUCUUGACCCACGCUGUGUCAGCCGGCCUGGUGGGGGCGGGGCAGUCCCGUAGGCGCUGGAGGAGAGAGGCUGGAGAGAACAAGGGAGAAGGAGAAAGAGGUGAAGAAAGAGAGGGAAUGUACGAGGAGAAGGACGGAGGGCCCCUACACAGACAGCUUUACUACAAUGUCACUGUCUUCGGCCGGGAGUUCCACCUGCGUCUGCGGCACAACGCGCGACUGGUGGCACCCGGAGCCAAGAUGGAGUGGCACAACGAUGACGACAGCAACGGGACAGCCACGCGCUCCGAGCCCCUGCAGAGAGACUGUUUCUACGUGGGUGAUGUCACAGACACGCCCGGAGCCACCGUAGCCAUCAGCAACUGCGACGGCCUGGUGAGUUUUGGGUUGUUUGGGUUACUGUAGAGUCAAUGCAAUCCACUGAACACAUUAUGACUGCUCUCCAAUGGGACAACUUCCUGUCUCUCAGCACUGUUACAUGCUGUACUGGGGUUAUCCUUCUUCCUGCUCCUCUUUCCUACCCUGUACAGUAUUUCCUGUGUGGUUAUUUUUGCUGAUUGGUGGAGCUUGGUCAAGCUCUGUAGUUUAUGAAACCUAGCUAAUUUGACUGGAUGAGAUGUGAUGUUUCUGUUUUGUAAAUCUGUUUGGGAAUGUGCCAGGACGUUUCUCUAAAGGCGUCUCUCCAUUAAAUGGCCUGUAAAGCAUGUGGAGUGAGGUUAUUAGUUGCCAAUCCUGUCCCCAUCUUUAGAAUGUGUGUGUGUACAUGUGUCAACGACUGCAAGACAGAGAGAGGAGUCAUGUCUGAGUUUCCAUAGGAACGCCCAGUGCAGUUAAUAGACCAAUAAGAAAGAGAGUACCAAACCUCUCUGCCAAUAGCAGCUAGUUUUUAGCAUUACACUCCCCACUCAGACCAUUCCCAGACAGUCCUAGCAAAAUUCUUGCUUGAGAAAUUGCUCUUGCUAAGAAGCUAUUUUUGUUUCUUUAUGACCAUUUUGAUUGAAAACAAUCACAGUAAGGUAAUUAAUUGUUAACCAGAAAUGAUUUGAUAUUGAGAUCAAAAUGGCUGCAUUGGACCUUUAAGAAGGCAAAUUGUAGAAAUAGGUUCAUGACUUUGUGGCUGUGUUAACUAGUAACGACCCCCUUGACUUCUCUCUGGUAACUGCACCAUGUUAGGUAGGUACUGUAUUUCGGAAAAUGAAUCAACUGAACGAUGUGUUUGGAGGGAGCGAGAGAGAGAGAGAGACUGUGAUCAGCUGGUGAGGUCUUGUUGAGGAGAUGCAGGAGACUCCUGUACACUGUUGGCUGGGACGGUGGAAGAGAAUUGGUUUCACUUUGAAAUGAAGUUCAGUAACCUAGCCUCUUGGAAUAUUUUAUGCAUGAGUGUGUGUGUUUAUAAACCUCUGUCCCGCUAAUGGCUUUCCCCCUGGUCUAGCAUACUUGGUCAAAGCUGUUGUUUGAUGAGUGUGUGUGUGUGUGUCAUUCUCUGCUCUCCUCUAUGCAUUAGAGAGCUGUGUAAACUUGAACUGAUUGCCUGAUCCCCACACAUGGACUGUACAUAAAUAUGUAUUGUAUUGUAAACCAUUAAACAUAAUAGCAGGCUUCAUAAAGAUAUACCUCCUCACACAGCCAUACAAACUUCCAUUCCAGAUGGACCAGGCUUGAGAUAAUCAGAGGGUGCAGCCAAAUGAUAGGGUGGCAUUGUGUUGCCGUGGGAACAUAGGGUCAGACAGGUACACAGGUAUGGAUUCAGCCAAUAGGAAAGCCCGGAGAGGUAGAGAGGAAGCACUUGCAGCAUUUGCUAGAACUGGAAGCUGGGGAGGAGAGAGAUUACAUCUAGAAUUGAUUAUCAAUGGGAUCUCUAUGGGGCCCAGACCUUCACUACUCUACAUCUCUAUUGGGCCCAGACCUUCUCUACUGUACAUCUCUAUGGGGCCCAGACCUUCACUACUCUACAUAUCUAUUGGGCUCAGACCUUCUCUACUGUACAUCUCUAUGGGGCCCAGACCUUCUCUACUGUACAUCUCUAUGGGGCCCAGAACUUCACUACUCUACAUCUCUAUUCGAGACAGACCUUCUCUACUGUACAUCUAUAUGGGGCCCAGACCUUCACUACUCUAUAUCACUAUGGGGCCCAGACAUUCUCUACUGUACGUCUCUAUGGGGCCCAGACAUUCUCUACUGUACGUCUCUAUGAGGCCCAGACCUUCUAUACUGUACAUCACUAUGGGGCCCAGACAUUCUCUACUGUACAUCACUAUGGGGCCCAGACCUUCUCUACUGUACAUCUCAGGAGGCAGAACACCUGGCCAGCAGAGACAUGUAUUACACACACACCUGGACACAGCUGGGAAGCUAGCAGCCCACAGCUGGAGCUAGCAGCCGACAUGGUCACACAGCACUCCAGCAUAUGGCAGAUACAUGCAUGGUGAAUACACACUUGAGAACGAGCCAGACAAACCUCACCAGGCAUAGAGAAGUGAUCCGAGAUGUAUGGUGAUCAGAGAGCGUUUCCCUCUCUUUCAUCUGUUCUCUUUCUCUCCCCCCUCUCUCUCCUUUCUAUCUCGAUCUCCCCUCUCUCUCUCCCUAUCCCCCCCUUCUCUCUCCCUAUCCCCCCCUUCUCUCUCCCUCUCUUUCUCUCUCCCUCAGCCACCAGCGGUAGAGACCGGUUGGAUAGCUCUUCUAAUGAAUGCUAUUAAAAGUGCCGAGGGGGAG